This is a messenger RNA of Chroicocephalus ridibundus (black-headed gull), 4026 nucleotides long. It is a transcript of the gene GABBR1, whose product is annotated as gamma-aminobutyric acid type B receptor subunit 1. NCBI's taxonomy places the organism in Eukaryota, Metazoa, Chordata, Aves, Charadriiformes, Laridae. Gene Ontology annotation, cellular component: G protein-coupled receptor heterodimeric complex; membrane. The record is from RefSeq and is a predicted model, not a curated record. Gene Ontology annotation, biological process: gamma-aminobutyric acid signaling pathway; G protein-coupled receptor signaling pathway. Gene Ontology annotation, molecular function: G protein-coupled GABA receptor activity.
UUCCCCCCGUCCCGCUUAUUUUCCCGGCUCCUCCGGCUCUCCCCCUCUCCCUCCCUCCCCGUCCCUCCUCCCCUCCCUCCCUCCCUCCCUCCCCCCGACUCCCCAUUUCCCCUCCCCACCUCAUCACCAUUCCAACCUCACCGCCAGAGCCCGGUGACAUCAAACAUCCCCCCCCUUCCCCCUCCUCCUCCUCCUCCUCCUCCUCCUGCCACCGCCACCGAAUCCCUCUUACGCCAUGGCCGACCCAAUCCCCGCCGUCCCAACGUCUUGACCCCCGGGAAUGGCGGGUCCCCCCCCUGCCCCCCAAGCCACCUCGUUGGCUUUUGGUGGUGGCUCUCAACGUCUUGCUGGUGUCGCGCCCGGCGGUGGGGACAGGCAAGAAGGCGGUGCACGUCGGGGCGCUCUUCCCCAUGAGCGGGGGGUGGCCGGGGGGCCAGGCCUGCCUGCCCGCCGUCCGCAUGGCCUUGGAGGACAUCAACAGUCGGAGGGACAUCUUGCCCGAUUACGAGUUGCGGCUCAUCCAUCAUGACAGUAAAUGUGACCCCGGCCAGGCCACCAAGUACCUCUACGAGCUCCUCUACAACGACCCCAUCAAGAUCAUCCUCAUGCCCGGCUGUAGCAGCGUCUCCACGCUGGUGGCCGAGGCCGCCCGGAUGUGGAACCUCAUCGUGCUUUCCUACGGCUCCAGCUCCCCCGCCCUCUCCAACCGCCAGCGCUUCCCCACCUUCUUCCGCACCCACCCCUCGGCCACCCUGCACAACCCCACCCGCGUCCAGCUCUUCAAGAAGUGGGGCUGGACCAAGAUCGCCACCAUCCAGCAGACCACGGAGGUCUUCACCUCGACCCUCGACGACCUGGACCAGCGGGUGAAGGAAGCCGGUUUGGAAAUCACCUUCCGCCAGAGCUUCUUCUCCGACCCCGCCGCGCCCGUGCGUAACCUCAAGCGCCAGGACGCCCGUAUCAUUGUGGGGCUCUUCUACGAGACGGAGGCGCGUAAGGUCUUCUGCGAGGUCUACAAGGAGAAGCUCUACGGCAAGAAGUACGUCUGGUUCCUCAUCGGCUGGUACGCCGACAACUGGUUCCGCAUCAAGGAUCCGGCCAUCAACUGCACCGAGGCAGAGAUGGCCGAGGCCGUGGAAGGUCACGUCACCACCGAGAUCGUCAUGCUCAACCCUGAGAACACCCGCAGCAUCUCCAACAUGACGUCCCAGGAGUUCAUCGAGAAGCUGCAGAAGCGGUUGGGCAAGAACCCUGAGGAGACAGGAGGCUUUCAGGAGGCUCCGCUGGCCUACGAUGCCAUCUGGGCCCUGGCCCUGGCCCUCAACAAGACCUCAGCGGAGCUGGUGAAGAAGGGCUUGCGCCUGGAGGACUUCAACUACAACAACAAGAACAUCACCGACGAGAUCUACCGGGCCCUCAACUCCUCCGCCUUCGAGGGUGUCUCGGGACACGUCGUCUUCGACGCCAGCGGCUCCCGCAUGGCCUGGACGCUCAUUGAGCAGCUGCAAGGAGGUGUCUACAAGAAGAUUGGCUACUACGACAGCACCAAGGACAACCUGUCCUGGUACAACAACGACAAGUGGAUUGGAGGUGCCCCUCCAGCCGAUUACACCAAGGUCAUCACCACCUUCCGAUUCCUGUCCCAGAAGCUCUUCAUCUCCGUCUCGGUGCUGGCCUCGUUGGGCAUCCUCCUGGCCAUCAUCUGCCUGGCCUUCAACAUCUACAACGGGCAUGUCCGGUACAUCCAGAACUCCCAGCCGUACCUGAACAACAUGACGGCUGUGGGCUGCACCCUGGCGCUCGCUGCCGUCUUCCCCCUAGGACUCGACGGGUACCACAUCGGGCCGGGGCUUUUCCCUUUCGUCUGCCAGGCCCGGCUGUGGCUCCUGGGGCUGGGGUUCAGCCUGGCCUAUGGCAGCAUGUUCACCAAGAUCUGGUGGGUCCACACCGUCUUCACCAAGAAGGAGGACAAGAAGGAGAAGAGGAAGACCCUGGAGCCUUGGAAGCUGUACGCCACCGUGGGGCUGCUUGUGGGUCUGGACGUGGUCACGCUGAUCAUCUGGCAAAUCGUGGACCCCCUGCACCGCACCAUUGAGGAGUUCACCAAGGAGGAGCCCAAGACGGACACGGACGUCUCCAUCCUGCCCCAGCUGGAGCAUUGCAGCUCCACCAAGAUGAACACCUGGCUCGGGAUAUUUUACGGCUUCAAGGGGUUGCUGCUGCUGCUGGGCAUCUUCCUGGCCUACGAAACCAAGAGCGUGUCCACGGAGAAGAUCAAUGACCACCGAGCGGUGGGCAUGGCCAUCUACAACGUGGCGGUCCUCUGCCUCAUCACGGCGCCCGUCACCAUGAUCCUCAGCAGCCAACAGGACGCGGCCUUCGCCUUCGCCUCGUUGGCCGUCGUCUUCUCCUCCUACAUCACCUUGGUCGUCCUCUUUGUCCCCAAGAUGCGCCGCCUGAUCACCCGGGGCGAGUGGCAGUCGGAGCAGCAGGACACCAUGAAGACAGGCUCCUCCACCAACAACAACGAGGAGGAGAAAUCCCGACUCUUGGAGAAGGAGAACCGGGAGCUGGAGAAAAUCAUUGCUGAGAAGGAAGAACGCGUAUCGGAACUCCGCCAGCAGCUCCAGGACCGCCAGCAGCUCCGCUCCCGCCGAGGUCGUCCAACCCAUCCCGGGAAGCCGACAACCAUUUCGCCCCGGGGUUGGGUGCCACCCCCGCCCCCCCGGCCCCCUUUUACCAACCCAACCUCCCCCUGGUCCGCUGCCUGGUCUCCGAACAAGCCGACAAACUCGGCCGGGGCAACUGCGACGGGAGCCGUGUCCAUCUCCUCUAUAAGUGACCCCCCCCCAGCCUUUCCGUGGAGGGCGGGGCUAAGAGCAAAGGGGCGGGGCUAUUUGAUGGGGUGGAGCUAAAAGGGGUGUGGUCGGGGUGUGGUGGGCAGGGAGGGCGGAGCCUCUUGGCCUUAUUAUUAAUUUUUUUUUUAACGUGUCUCUCUGUCUUAACCCCGGGGGACCGCGGCUCCCGCUGGGUUCCCCCCACCCUCCCGGGGCUCCGGGUGUCACCCGCCCUCCGACUGUUGUCAGGCGGAAAACUAUGGGGUGGGGGGUGGUGGUGAUGGGUGGGUCUUAAUUAAGGGGGGAGGGGGGCAGAGUGAGGGAGGGAGGAGUUAAUGAUAUGGAACACCCCCCCCCCCCAAACUCCCCUACAGUCGUCCCGCUACCCCACAACCAUCUCCUACAGUCAUCCCGUCACCCCUACAGGUGUCCCGGCUCCCCUACAGCCAUUCUGUCUCCCCUACAGUCGUCCCAGCUCCCUUACAGCCAUCUCCUACAGUCAUCCUGUCUCCCCUACAGCCGUCCCAGCUCCCCUACAGUCGUCCCCUCACCCCUACAGCCGUUCCAUCCCCCCUAAAGUCAAUCCAUCUCCCCUACAGACGUCUCCUACAGUCGUCCCCUCUCCCCUACAGCCAUUCUGUCUCCCCUACAACCCUCCCAGCUCCCUUACAGCCAUGUCCUGCAGUUGUCCUGUCUCCCCUACAGCCACCCCACCACUCCUACAGCCAUCCCGACUCCCUACAGCCAUGUCCUACAGUCGCCACCCCGUCUCCCCUACAGCUGUCUGCUACAGUUGUCCCAUCUCCUCUACAGUCGUCCCACCUCCCCUCCAACCGUCCCACCUCCCUCCCCCCUCCAACCGUAGCACACAGUCGGACAAUCCUGCUGACUCCUCCUCCAACCUGUCCCUGCUACACCCCCACAACGUCCCCUCCAUCCCCCAAGCGCUGUCGCACACAACCGGCUCCCAGUGUAGCAACCAACCGUUCUGUUAACGCCCCCCUCCCCCCGCAGUAACAGUGUUAUUGUAGCCCGGUGUUAGUACAGGCGACGUGGGGACACAGGACGAGGCCCAGGGAUGCAGGUGGUUGUAUCACAAGCGGCGAUUCCCGUAGUUUAAUGUCAGGCUGUAGUUUAGUCAGACUGUAGUGCACAACUCGUACGUACAAUCAAAUCGUAUUGCACAUCA